Plectropomus leopardus (leopard coralgrouper) is the source of this 1637-nucleotide messenger RNA. It is a transcript of the gene ing2, whose product is annotated as inhibitor of growth family, member 2. The record is from RefSeq and is a predicted model, not a curated record. Gene Ontology annotation, biological process: positive regulation of DNA-templated transcription. NCBI's taxonomy places the organism in Eukaryota, Metazoa, Chordata, Actinopteri, Perciformes, Serranidae. Gene Ontology annotation, cellular component: nucleus.
GGCUUGAGUUUUGUUUGAAGUGAACUGCUGCCUGGGACUGCCCUACAAGCUGCAAAGUCGCCAAGCAUUUGAUUUUCAGUGUAUUUUUCACAUUUCCUACAUAUUCUUUCAGCGCCUCUAUGCAUCGUAGAGACGAUGUUAGGCCACCACUAUACGAAUUCCGACAAGUCGCAGCAACUGGUCAACUAUGUGGAGGAUUAUCUGGAAUGUGUGGAGUCCCUGCCUUUGGACAUACAAAGAAAUGUUUCUCUGCUUCGAGAAAUUGAUGCAAAGUAUCAAGAGGUGCUGAAGGAGGUGGAUGAGGUGUUUGAGAAGUACAAAGGGGAGCAGGAUGCAGCUCAGAGAAAGCGGUUGCAGAUCCAGCUGCAAAGAGCGCUCAUCAUCAGCCAGGAGCUGGGCGACGAGAAGAUCCACGUCGUGACCCAGAUGACGGAGCUGGUGGAGAAUCGCUCCCGCCAGAUGGACUCCCACUCCCUCUGCCUCCAGGAGCCCAACGAGGCCGAGCGACUCACUACAGAGCGGCGCACUAGUGUCCAAGACACCCCGGCCCCUGAGCGCACCUCAGCUCGCCGCCCACGGCGCCAGCGCAACAGUGAGAGCCGCGACUCCAGCCACCCGUCAGCCAACGGCUCUCUGGUGGACGACCCUGUGGAGGAGCUGUCCAUCCCUCAGCCUCGAGAGAAGAAAUCCAAGUCUGCCAAAAAGAAAAAGCGCAAGGCCAAACAGGAGCGAGACGCCUCGCCGGUCGACUUCGCCAUCGACCCCAAUGAGCCCACCUACUGCCUCUGCGAGCAGGUGUCGUACGGAGAGAUGAUAGGCUGCGACAAUGACCAGUGCCCCAUCGAGUGGUUCCACUUCUCCUGCGUGGGACUGACCUACAAACCCAAGGGCAAGUGGUACUGCCCCAAAUGCAGAGGGGACAACGAAAAGACCAUGGACAAAAGCCUAGACAAAAACAGAAAAGACCGCCGGUCCAGGUAGUGAGCCUUCAGUUGCCCCUCGCUCAUCUGGAAGACGUCUCCAGGCUGAGGGUUAGGACUAUCAGCUGUAGUUGAUAACAGUACUUGUGAUGUUGUAAGAGCACAAUCGAACACCAUUAGUAGCAGCGCUUCUUAUUAAUCAAGGACAUGUUGGGAUUGAACUCGUGCUGUUACGUCACUGGUUGUCCCCACUGGCUAUAACUGUAUCGUAGUCCACAGGAAGUCCAGCUGCUGCAAGAAUCAUCAGCUCAAAGCUGCCACACUCCUCAAGUUUUUGACUUUCUGUGAGACUUUUAUUUUGACGAAUGAAGAAAAAAAAAAAGAAAGCAUCUUUUGAUUUAUUCUCCAUUUUCAUUCUGGACAAGGUCCGAGUUAAAAAUGCGGCGUUCCUGCUAAUGAUUAUUUUCUGCAGUUUUGGCCAAACUUUUAUUUUUUUUUCUUUAACUUUCUACAUUGUAUGCAGUUCUUUGAAAUCAUCGUCUGUCUAUACAAUAAUGGUUCAUAGAGAAUAACCUACACACGUGUUUACAAGAGAUUGAUAUUUAAUUGAGGAGAUGAUUGUUGACGGGACACUGGAAUAAGAUGUCAUGUUUGUGGACAUAAUGUUUCACUGGUUCACUAUCACUAUUGUGUAAAUUUCUUUUUAUAUUCAUUAAA